Cynocephalus volans (Philippine flying lemur) is the source of this 2532-nucleotide messenger RNA. RefSeq names its product zinc finger AN1-type containing 2A (gene ZFAND2A). Gene Ontology annotation, molecular function: zinc ion binding. NCBI's taxonomy places the organism in Eukaryota, Metazoa, Chordata, Mammalia, Dermoptera, Cynocephalidae. Bases 258 to 698 code for a protein of 146 amino acids. Gene Ontology annotation, biological process: proteasome-mediated ubiquitin-dependent protein catabolic process; protein targeting to ER. Gene Ontology annotation, cellular component: endoplasmic reticulum; cytoplasm. The transcript has 6 exons. The record is from RefSeq and is a predicted model, not a curated record.
ACUGACGGGGAAACUGAAUAAAUGGCCGCCGGUACUGGGCGGCGUGAUGUCGCUCUCUGCCGUAGGUGUGGGUGGGCCUCGGACGCCGUACGAGUUCUGGUGUCGUCGUUCUCUCUGCUUCGCUCCCCCGGGUUGACCAGGAAGAGGGACACUCACUUUUUCGUGUCCGCCGCCUUCCGCUGGUCCACUCGGCUGCUCGGAUCCCUGACAGGAGCCAGGUGAUAUUUAACUCUGCCAUCUUGAACACUGUUUUCAUAAUGGAGUUUCCUGAUUUGGGGAAGCAUUGUUCAGAAAAAACUUGCAAGCAGCUAGAUUUUCUUCCACUGAAAUGUGAUGUAUGUCAACAAGAUUUCUGUAAAGAUCAUUAUACAUAUGCUGCACAUAAAUGUCCCUUUGCAUUCAAGAAGGAUGUUCAGGUCCCGGUAUGCCCGCUUUGUAACAUCCCCAUCCCAAUAAAAAAGGGAGAGAUACCAGAUGUGGUGGUUGGUGAGCACAUUGACAGAGACUGUAAAUAUCAUCCUGGGAAGAAUAAAGAGAAGGUUUUUACAUACCAGUGCUCAAAAGAGGGAUGUAAGAAGAAAGAGAUGCUACAGGUGCCUUGUGUCCAGUGUCAUGGAAAUUUCUGUAUUCAGCACAGACAUCCUCUGGACCACAGCUGCAAACAUGAUAGCCGCCCCACCAGCAAAUCCGGGUGGUAAGAAAAGAGAUGACAUCACUUUAUCUGUUAUUCAAGCUGGCACAUUGGCUUACUUUUGUGUAUUAUUUUAACUUUGUAGAUAACAUUUAUGCUCUAGUACUUUCAUAGUUCUCGUGGCAAACGGUCUGAAUCUUUAUUGAAACUUUUAAUAAAAUAUACAAGUUCUUUGGCAAAAUCAGAAGGAUAUUAAGUGAUAUUCCAAGGUAGGUUAAGUUACUACAACAAUGAAAUAAAAUAAAGUGGCUUAAAGAGCAAAGGAUCCAAGUGAGUAAGCCAAAUUGCAGGACAGCCCUGUCUUGGGCUGAGUCAGUCAAGGAACUGGUCUUCUGGAACUUUCUAUCACUUAAACCGUAUAACUGACUGUAGCUCAAUCUUUACCAUGUGGCUUCUGUAAUGAUGUGGCCUUCUGAUCAAAGGGAAGGAGGAAGGACCUCUACCCGCCUUGUCCUCCACUCACGUUCCCUGAGAGAACACAGCCAUGUGACCAUUUCUGACUUCAGGGGUCUGGUAUUCCCUUCUAUGAAGGAAGAACAUUUGUUUUGGUGCACUGCUAGUUGCUGACCCUGCCACAGCCGACUUCUUAAACACAAUUUUCAGUAACAAGCUAGUCAGUUAGACAUCCUAAUCUGUACAUGGACAACACUGAGAAGAAAUCACAAUGCCAGCUGUUCAAGACAAAGCUCUGUCUGGUGUUGAAGUUAUAUAAACUUCCAGAAGUAACUUAAAACUAUAAUAGCAGAAAGAGGGCUUCCUUGACUACUGGAGGUUAUGGGGGUCUGGGUAUUAAUAGUUUUGAAGAGCAGAAUGCCCAAACAGAAGUGGGUGGGGUGAAGGAUAAACAGGUGUGUGGUCCACAGUCAUUCACAGGUUAGAUGAUGAACAAGUAUACCCUUCACAGCCUGAUGCUGUUUUUUCUGCUGGCCAUGACUUCAUGCAGUGAGAACAUGUAGUUCAUUAUAAUGUGUAUAUCAGCAUUAGAUUUGUACUGGCAGCCUUGAUACAUGUUGAUAGCACUCAUUUCCUGGGAUCUUGGGUGUCAGGAAAUAAGGUGAAACAAAAUGCCAUCCGAGUUCAGUCCUGAUAGUCAAGGAUUACCUUCUAGUAAUCCAAACAUCCCAUUGAGACAGUUUACUGCACCUGGAUUAAUAAAAAUCCAAACAGUUACUCGUUUUUCUGGUUCCAUACUUUCAAAAUAUAACGGGGCAGGGUUUGUAUUCAGUUUGCAUUCUGUAAAUAGGUGAUCAAAACUAUUUCUUCAUUGUCUUAUUUAAUGGUAUUCUAGGCCAGUGGUUCUCAAGCUUUAGCAUGCAUCAGAACACCUCUAGGACUCCUUAAAACAGAGUGCUGGGCCCCCCUCUCAGAGUUUCUGAUUCUGUGGACUGGGGUAGACUCUGAGAAUUUGCACUAAGAGCAAGUUCCUAGGUGAUGCUGGUGCUGCUGGCCUGGGGACCCCACUUGGACAAACCACUUUUCUGUAUCUCCACUGUCCAAUAUGGCAGCCACUAGCCAUAUAUGCUAUGGAGCACUUGAAAUGUAGCCAGUACAACUGAAUUUUUAUUUAAGUUUAAAAACUAAUAGUUCAUUUAUCAGAGAACUUUAUGUAAGGAACUUAGGUAUGUAAGUCUAUUUUGUCAAGUGUAAAUUUUGUUAAAUCUAAAUACAGAUCAGAUGUUUCUGAUGAAUAUUCAGUGUCCAAAUUGAGAUGUUUCCAAAUUGAGAAUCAAAAGCACUGGGCUUUGAGGACAAUAAAAAAGUAAUAAAAUAUCAUUGUUAAAAAUAUUUACAUGCUGAAAUAAUAUUUUGGUUGUGAUGGAUUAAUAAAACAUUAAAAUUAA